UUAGUUACUUAAUCAGAGUUGCUUAGUGUAGUUAUGGCGAAAGUGUCAAAUUCAGUCUCAACAAUUUCAGUUCAACAAUUUCAGUUAUGCUAAAUACAAUCCGAACAUUUUAAUUUAUGGACUUAGUGGUUUAUAUAAUUUUUAAUUUCUAAUAAUAUUUCAAAAAAUACUUUAGUCUAGUGGGUAGUGUGUCCUUUUAAAUGAAUAUCAUAAUGAGUAUAAAAAAAAGAGUAUCAAAGCACGGGUUUGAGUCCUCGAAUGAACAUAUUUUUUAUAAAAAAAUUUAGAUCAAAACGAUAUUAUUUUAUCUUGUUAACUGUUGAGUAACUUAUGUUAAAAUCAAUGUAUUUAUACACGUUUUAAAAAAUUUAAAAAGUUUUUUUGAAUUAUAAUUGAAUUGAAAUUGUAUUUAACACUGAUUAUUUGUUCAGGUUGUAUCUGGCAUGCAUGAAAUUGUUCGGGUUAAAAUUGGAACUUUUUCUACAGUUGUAUGUGCAUUGAAUGGAUUCAUAUUAUCAUCUUAAGUUUUAUUUUCCGAGGGAAAAAGUUUUUUUUUUUCUUUUUUCGGUAAAAUGUUAAUAUUAUACCAUUUUUGAAUUUUUCACAAUAUUGCAAGCAACUUAUUACACGACAUGAAACAACAACAAACACAACAAAAACAAAAACAAAAACAAAAACAAAAACAAAAACAAAAACAAGUCGAAGAAAGAACCUCAAGGAGGCCGAUACGAGGCAAAAUACAGCUGAAGGAGCGAAGGGCCGGCUGGGGAUGGUGCUGGAACUGAAAGGAGCCGGUCACGAAGUAACAUGUCAAGCGCUAGAUGAAGAACACCCGACGAGGAAGACACUGAGGUGAAGAUACGCGAGUUCCUUUCUCUCCAGAUGAUAUAGAUGAUGGACUGAAAGAAAAGCUUGAGUAGGAUCACUUGAUUGCUGCAGAGUACUCGACAGAUAAAAGAAAGCAUUAUAAGUUGAUCAAAAAGAGAAACUAAUAUCAACUUCAGACAGAUAAAAGAAAGCAUUAUAAGUUUAUAACGGUCUAAAAGAUUGAAUGAGUGAUCUCAGUGGUCCUUGGGUUCUUUUCAGUAUUUCCUAAAAAACUUUUCAAAAAUAUUUUAUUUUCUCUUUUUUGAAAAAUAUUUUUGUUCUAAAAUAUUUUCCACAACAACCAAAUAAAACAUAAGAACUAAUUAUUUAAUGUUGUUGGAGUAGUACAUUGAAACGAUCUUUUAAGUUAGAAAAUGGGUUUUGUGAUGUAAUAACUUCUUCAUCACAAAUACAAAAAAAGUUAUCUUCAAGAAUCUACAAAAACUAAGACCACAAUAGAUGUUAAUUAUGAAGGGAAAAAAAGAGAGGUAAAUAUGUAAUUUAUGAUAUGUACAUGUUAUUUUAUACCAUAAGCUUUAUAGUUUCCACACAUUCAAAUCAAACAAAUAAUUAUUGAAAAAAACAAUGCUUAAUUUGUGUGCUUUGUGUUUUAACUCUGAAAUUAGAUUUUCAUCCCAAAAUAUAACCCUUCCUAAAUAUUAUCCAUCAGAUAAGAAACAAUGAAAAUAGAAAACUUUCUCAACCCAUUAAAUUAUUUAUUUUUUUUAGAAAAAAAACUUCCAAAUAUAACAUUUACUAAACAAAAGUAGGAAAAUAUAUCAUUUGUGUUACUUUUUCCUUGCACGAAAAGAAAAAAAAAAAGAAGAAGAAGGAGAAAGACAACAAUGUGGCUACCGAAAACAGAUGCGACAACCAAAGGAACAAGAAGUGGUUCAGUUGCUAUUGCAAUAGACAACGAUAAAACCAGCCAAAAUGCUCUUAAAUGGACAAUGGAGAAUCUUACUUCUCGUGGUCAAACUCUUGCUCUUAUUCAUGUCGUUCCCAAAUCUCAAUCUUCUUCAGACAUUGAAGAAGGAAUAACACAUAAGCAGCAGAUAGAGAAGGAAACAAAACAUCUCUUUGUAUCUUUCCACUGUUUUUGCAGCCGUAAGGAGAUUAAUUGUCUGGACGUUGUGCUUGAAGAUGUAGACAAAGUCAAAGCAAUUGUCGAAUACGUUACAGUUUCUGCGAUUGAGAACUUAGUACUUGGUGCCCCAUCAAGAAACAGCUUUAUGAGAAGAUUCAAAACGGAUUUACCAACGAGUGUAUCAAAGGCAGCUCCAGAUUUUUGCAAUGUCUACGUCAUUGCCAAAAGCAAAAUCUCUUCCCUGCGAAGCUCCUCUCGUCCUGCUCCUUACCAUCCAUCAGUUCUCAGCGAAUUUGACAAUCACGAAACCACUGAGAACAAACACAAAACACGUGAAGGUUUCAAUCUUGCUUGCGUCUCAAGUAACUCAACAUACAUUCUCUUACCUUGUUCAUUUUUUCUUGUUUCAACAGCUACCACACCAGCAUAUUCUAGGGGACGAAGAUCAGUUGAUUCAGAUGGUCCAAGAUCAGGGUUUGUGAAACCACCACAAGGACAUAUGAAACUAAUGGGGGACUUCUCAGAUUCAGAGUCAGAGUACUCAUUCAUAAAUGCUUCACAACAAGGUUCUGACAUCUCCUAUAUCAGCUCUGGGAGACCGAGUGUAGACCGGUCCUCUUUCACCUACGAUCUACCAGACUCGGCAAGAACCUCAAGAAUGUCAACUAGCUCAGAGCAGAGUAUUGGGUCAAAUAGGUUAGGAAUCAAGUUUACGGAUUUGGGUUUUCUCAAUAACGCUUCUACUGCUUCUGAAGAGAGUGGAAGAACCUCUUGCUCCUACUCGUCUCAAAGCUUGGGUGAUGUUGAAGCUCAAAUGAGGAGACUGCGUUUAGAGCUAAAGCAAACCAUGGAUAUGUAUAGCUCAGCUUGCAGAGAAGCUUUAACCGCAAGGAACGAGGCGACAGAGCUGCAAAGGCUGAGGUCAGAAGAGGAAAGAAGAAUGGAAGAACUAAAGAUGACAGAGGAGACAGCAAUGUCAAUGGUGGAGAAGGAGAGAGCAAAGGCCAGAACAGCCACAGAAGCUGCUGAAGCUGCGCACAGGCUUGCGGAAGCAGAAGCAAAGAGAAGACUAAACGCAGAGAUGAAGGCACUGAAAGAAAACGACUCUUUCCCACGACAUAGCAUCGUCAGGUACAGGAAAUACUCUGUUCAAGAAAUCGAAGAAGGAACUGGAAACUUCGCAGAGUCAAGAAAAGUUGGAGAAGGAGGGUAUGGUCCUGUGUUUAGAGGUCAUCUUGAUCACACAAGUGUUGCUGUUAAGGUUUUGCGUCCUGACGCUGCUCAAGGAAGAUCACAGUUUCACAAAGAGGUUGAAGUACUAAGUUGCAUAAGACAUCCAAACAUGGUCCUUCUCUUAGGAGCCUGUCCAGAAUACGGUAUCCUCGUCUACGAAUACAUGGCCAAAGGAAGCUUAGACGACCGCCUCUUCAGACGCGGAAACACUCCCGCCAUAUCAUGGCAACUGCGUUUCAGAAUCGCGGCCGAGAUCGCCACAGGUCUCCUCUUCCUACACCAGACCAAACCAGAACCAAUCGUCCACAGAGACUUGAAACCAGGAAACGUCCUCCUCGACCACAACUACGUCAGCAAGAUCAGCGACGUGGGGCUCGCGAGACUCGUCCCCGCGGUAGCAGAGAACGUGACGCAGUGCAGAGCCACGUCAGCUGCGGGCACGUUCUGUUACAUCGACCCUGAGUAUCAACAAACAGGAAUGUUGGGCGUGAAGUCUGAUGUUUAUUCGCUAGGGAUCAUGCUCUUGCAGCUUUUGACUGCGAAACAGCCGAUGGGUUUGGCUUAUUACGUGGAGCAAGCGGUUGAAGAAGGGAAGCUUAUAGAUAUGCUUGACCCUGCGGUACCGGAUUGGCCAUUGGAGGAAGCUAUGUCUCUUGCUAAGUUGUCGUUACAAUGUGCUGAGCUGAGAAGAAAAGAUAGGCCUGAUCUUGGUAAAGAAGUGAUGCCUGUGCUUAAUAGACUGAGAGAGAUGGGUGAAGAGAGUCUUGAAAGUGUGUAUUACGCUGGACAUGGACCCAUGUCACAUUCUAGCCAAGUCUCUUAUACAUCGGAAGGUAGGAGUGCUCCUUAUAUAUCCAAUGCAGGUUCUUCUAUAUCGAAUGAAGGAUCUACAAUGUCACACCCAUAGGUUUGAGCACAGACAAGGAAUCUGGAGAAAAAUAUCAGUAGAAGAAAACCAAGAGCAAUGUAUAUAUUCAGGAAGAGAGUUGUUUGUUUGAGCUUGAAGAAAAGAGGUGUUUGGGAGAGCCAA
This is a messenger RNA of Brassica napus (rape), 4217 nucleotides long. Its product is annotated as U-box domain-containing protein 35-like. Bases 1713 to 4094 code for a protein of 793 amino acids. The record is from RefSeq and is a predicted model, not a curated record. Gene Ontology annotation, molecular function: protein kinase activity; ATP binding. The transcript has 10 exons. NCBI's taxonomy places the organism in Eukaryota, Viridiplantae, Streptophyta, Magnoliopsida, Brassicales, Brassicaceae. Gene Ontology annotation, biological process: protein phosphorylation.